Sphaeroforma arctica JP610 is the source of this 652-nucleotide messenger RNA. RefSeq lists its product as hypothetical. The coding region runs from base 46 to 447 and encodes 133 amino acids. The record is from RefSeq and is a predicted model, not a curated record. The transcript is spliced from 3 exons. NCBI's taxonomy places the organism in Eukaryota, Ichthyosporea, Ichthyophonida.
CCGUUUGAAUAGGAGUUGGCUGCUAUCACGGGCAACCUGAGUGAAAUGCCACACUAUGACACAGUGGAAUGUGCUGAUGACAACAUACUCAUGUGGAAUGUCACGCUCCUACCUCAAGUGGCACCUUUCAACAGGGGUGCUUUCAAAUACACAAUCACUUUCCCGCCUAAUUAUCCAUUUAAGGCACCUUCGGUCAAAUUUCUUACAAAGAUCUAUCACCCCAACAUUGAUGAGAAGGGGGCUGUCUGUUUAGGUCUACUUAAGACUGACAAUUGGAAGCCUGCCACCAACGUUACACAAGUGCUUGCCGCCAUCGCUAAUCUGAUAGACGAACCGAAUCCAUCCGAUCCGAUAAAUAAUGAGGCUGCUAAGCUGUAUGUGGAGGACAUCGCAGCCUUCAACAAGCGCGCGGCUGAAUGGGUGAAAACACACGCCAUUAAACGAUAAACUUCAACUGUAAUCCAAAAAUUGAAGCUUGACGACAGAGGACAUCGUCGAGUUGAUAAAAUUUUAUAUUCGUCAAGUAGGCAGAAAGUUUGAAUGCGUAAUCAUGAUUGUGCUUUGUUGAUGACGAGCAUAGUAAAUUGUCAAUUGCUGAUCAAUUUUGAUAAAUCCCACCGGAUCAAUAUUGCUAAAAACCUAUAGUUUCCCG